Molecule: messenger RNA, 7112 nt
Organism: Tympanuchus pallidicinctus (lesser prairie-chicken)
Lineage: Eukaryota; Metazoa; Chordata; Aves; Galliformes; Phasianidae
Gene: POLR3A
Product: RNA polymerase III subunit A
Exons: 32
Coding region: 346-4554 (1402 amino acids)
Biological process (GO): DNA-templated transcription
Molecular function (GO): DNA-directed RNA polymerase activity; DNA binding
Source: RefSeq, a predicted model, not a curated record
UCCAGUGCCGGAGCUGGGUAGAAAAUGUGCGACCGUAUUGGCGGGGCUUCACGUGAGGGUUCCGUACUAAGUGGGGUACCUCAGUAGGCUCGCGCUGUGAUCCGGUUCUGCUCGUUUGCCGAUUUGUUCUGUCCUGCACCCGGUGAGGAAGACUGGGAAAUACGGGACUGGCGCGGAGCCUCGGCGCCCGCACCUGCGGGAGGCCGUGCGCUCUCUCCAACAGGGGGCGCUGCAGAAGGGCGCUGCGUCGUUCUCUCUAUCCCUCUCUCCAUCGCGUUCCCAUCGAUCUAUGGUAGGCGGUCUGCUGCCGCUGUCGCCGCAUGCAAUCUCCGUGCCGCCGGCGCCAUGGUGAAGGAGCAGUUCCGCGAGAGCGAUGUGGCCAAGAAAAUAAGCCACAUCUGCUUCGGGAUGAAAUCCCCAGAGGAGAUGCGGCAGCAGGCCCACAUCCAGGUGGUCAGCAAGAACCUGUACAGCCAGGACAACCACCACGCCCCGCUGCAGUACGGCGUGCUCGACCACCGCAUGGGAACAAGUGAAAAAGAUCGUCCCUGUGAAACCUGUGGAAAAAACCUGGCUGACUGUUUGGGACAUUAUGGGUACAUUGACUUGGAACUGCCGUGUUUUCACGUUGGAUACUUCAAAGCUGUGAUUGGCAUCUUGCAGAUGAUCUGCAAAACCUGUUGCUGUAUCAUGCUGUCAGUAGAAGAAAAAAAACAGUUUUUGGAUUACUUGAAGCGGCCAGGCCUUACAUAUCUUCAGAAGAGGGGGCUGAAAAAGAAGGUGUCUGAAAAGUGCCGGAAGAAAAACACUUGUCCUUACUGUGGUGCCUUUAAUGGAACUGUGAAGAAGUGUGGUUUACUGAAAAUAAUACAUGAAAAGUAUAAAACCAAUAAGAAAGUUGUAGAUCCAAUAGUAUCCACUUUCUUGCAGUCCUUUGAAACUGCCAUAGAACAUAACAAAGAAGUAGAGCCCUUACUGGGAAGAGCUCAGGAAAAUUUGAAUCCAUUAGUAGUAUUGAACCUCUUUAAAAGAAUCCCAGCGGAAGAUAUCCCUCUGCUUCUAAUGAACCCAGAAGCAGGUAAGCCUUCAGAUUUGAUCCUCACAAGACUUCUAGUGCCUCCACUGUGUAUCAGACCCUCUGUUGUGAGUGACUUGAAGUCUGGCACCAACGAAGAUGACUUGACAAUGAAACUGACAGAGAUCAUUUUCCUCAAUGAUGUAAUAAAAAAGCACAGGAUAUCAGGAGCUAAAACACAGAUGAUUAUGGAAGAUUGGGACUUCCUUCAAUUGCAGUGUGCCCUUUACAUCAACAGUGAGCUUUCUGGAAUUCCUUUGAACAUGGCACCUAAAAAAUGGACCAGAGGCUUUGUCCAGAGACUUAAGGGAAAGCAAGGUCGGUUUAGGGGGAAUCUGUCUGGAAAGCGAGUGGAUUUCUCUGGCAGAACGGUUAUUUCCCCCGAUCCUAACUUAAGAAUAGAUGAAGUAGCAGUGCCUAUUCAUGUUGCUAAAAUACUGACUUUUCCUGAAAAGGUAAACAAAGCAAAUAUUAAUUUUAUGAGGAAACUUGUCCGAAAUGGUCCUGAUAUUCAUCCUGGAGCCAACUUCAUUCAGCAAAGGCACACACAGAUGAAAAGAUUCUUGAAAUAUGGAAACCGAGAAAAGAUGGCACAGGAGCUGAAAUUUGGUGACAUUGUGGAACGGCAUCUUAUAGAUGGUGAUAUUGUCCUGUUCAACCGACAGCCCUCUCUUCAUAAGCUGAGCAUUAUGGCUCACAUUGCUAGAGUAAAACCCCAUAGGACAUUCAGAUUUAAUGAAUGUGUCUGUACACCAUACAAUGCAGACUUUGAUGGAGAUGAGAUGAACCUUCACCUUCCUCAGACAGAAGAAGCAAAAGCAGAAGCACUUGUUUUAAUGGGGACUAAAGCAAACUUGGUAACACCAAGGAAUGGAGAACCUCUAAUUGCUGCUAUUCAAGAUUUCUUAACAGGUGCCUAUCUUCUUACACUAAAAGAUACUUUCUUUGAUCGAGCAAAAGCCUGUCAAAUCAUUGCUUCUAUUCUGGUUGGCAAGGAUGAAAAAAUUAAAGUUCGUCUUCCUCCCCCAGCAAUUCUGAAGCCUGUAACACUCUGGACGGGAAAGCAGGUUUUCAGCCUCAUUCUCAAGCCCAGUGAUGACUGUCCUGUAAAAGCCAAUCUGCGAACCAAGGGCAAGCAGUAUUGUGGCAAAGGGGAAGAUCUGUGUUACAAUGAUUCUUAUGUCACAAUUCAGAACAGUGAGUUAAUGAGUGGCAGUAUGGACAAAGGAACCCUAGGUUCUGGAUCAAAAAAUAAUAUCUUCUACAUUUUGCUGAGAGACUGGGGACAAGUGGAAGCUGCAGAUGCCAUGUCAAGGCUAGCCAGACUUGCUCCUGUCUAUCUUUCUAAUCGUGGCUUUUCAAUUGGAAUUGGUGACGUUACCCCAGGUCAAGGCCUGUUAAAAGCUAAGUAUGAGCUGCUGCAUGCUGGUUAUAAGAAAUGUGAUGAAUAUAUUGAAGCACUGAACACUGGCAAGCUACAGCAGCAGCCUGGUUGUACUGCAGAAGAGACGCUAGAGGCUUUAAUACUUAAAGAACUCUCUGUUAUCAGAGAUCAUGCUGGCAGUGCCUGUCUCAGAGAACUGGACAAGAGCAACAGUCCCCUUAUUAUGGCUCUUUGUGGUUCUAAAGGCUCCUUCAUUAAUAUAUCCCAGAUGAUUGCAUGUGUAGGUCAGCAGGCUAUCAGUGGGUCCAGAGUUCCUGAUGGAUUUGAGAAUAGGUCUUUGCCUCAUUUUGAGAAGCAUUCUAAGCUUCCAGCAGCGAAAGGCUUUGUUGCUAACAGCUUCUAUUCUGGAUUGACUCCCACUGAAUUUUUUUUUCACACUAUGGCUGGUCGAGAAGGUCUGGUUGACACUGCUGUAAAAACAGCUGAAACUGGAUACAUGCAGAGGCGGCUGGUAAAGUCCCUUGAAGAUCUCUGUUCACAGUAUGAUUUGACAGUCAGAAGUUCUACUGGUGACAUUAUUCAAUUUAUUUAUGGAGGAGAUGGCUUGGAUCCUGCAGCAAUGGAAGGGAAGGAUGAACCACUGGAAUUUAAGCGAGUUCUAGACAAUAUCAGAGCUGUAUAUCCAUGCCGAAGUGAACCAGCCCUUAGUAAAAAUGAACUGGUGUCAAUAUCUGAAUCUAUCAUGAAGAAGAAUGAAUUUCUUUGCUGCCGAGACAGCUUUCUGCAGACAUUAACUGAAACAGGUUAUGAAAAAUAUAAUGAGGAAAUAAAAAAAUUCAUCAAAGGUGUUUCUGAGAAGAUUAAAAAAACUAGGGACAAGUAUGGUAUCAAUGACAAUGGCACGACUGAGCCACGGGUUUUAUAUCAGUUGGACAGAAUUACUCCAACGCAACUGGAGAAGUUUCUAGAGACAUGUAGGGACAAAUACAUGAGGGCACAGAUGGAGCCUGGUUCUGCAGUAGGAGCUCUUUGUGCACAGAGCAUCGGUGAGCCUGGCACACAGAUGACUCUGAAGACUUUCCAUUUUGCUGGGGUUGCUUCAAUGAACAUUACUCUGGGUGUGCCAAGAAUCAAGGAAAUUAUUAAUGCUUCAAAAGCAAUUAGCACACCUAUUAUAACAGCACAGUUGGACACAGAUGAUGAUCCUGAUUUUGCCCGCCUGGUUAAAGGAAGAAUUGAGAAGACUUUGUUAGGAGAGAUAUCAGAAUAUAUUGAAGAAGUGUUUCUUCCAGAUGACUGUUUCAUCCUAGUGAAGCUGUCUUUGGAGCGCAUUAGACUACUGAGAUUAGAGGUGAAUGCGGAGACUGUGCGCUACUCAAUUUGCAUAUCUAAACUCAGAGUGAAGCCUGGAGAUGUUGCUGUCCAUGGAGAAGCAGUUGUAUGUGUGACGCCUCGUGAAAAUAGCAAGAGUUCAAUGUAUUAUGUGUUGCAGUCCCUGAAAGAAGAACUACCAAAGGUUGUAGUGCAGGGUAUACCAGAGGUUUCCCGUGCUGUCAUCCAUAUUGAUGAACAAAGUGGUAAGGAAAAGUACAAACUUCUAGUUGAAGGUGAUAACCUGCGAGCUGUUAUGGCUACUCAUGGAGUGAAAGGAACAAAAACAUCCUCUAACAACACUUAUGAGGUAGAGAAAACACUUGGAAUUGAAGCUGCUCGAACCACCAUUAUCAAUGAGAUUCAAUAUACAAUGGUGAACCAUGGUAUGAGCAUUGACAGGAGGCAUGUUAUGUUGCUGUCUGAUCUUAUGACUUACAAGGGUGAAGUGCUGGGUAUUACCAGGUUUGGACUGGCAAAAAUGAAGGAAAGUGUGUUAAUGCUGGCUUCUUUUGAAAAGACUGCAGACCAUCUCUUUGAUGCUGCCUACUUUGGACAGAAGGACUCUGUUUGUGGUGUUUCUGAGUGCAUCAUCAUGGGAAUCCCAAUGAAUAUUGGAACAGGACUUUUUAAGCUUUUGCACAAAGCAGACAAAGAAUCAACCCCUCCUAGGAGGCCUCUGGUAUUUGAUAAUAAUGAGUUUCAUAUCCCCAUUGUUACAUAACAUUUAGGCAUAAUAGAAGGUAGGGGGGGGGAAAAAAAAGAGGGAUCUUAAUGAAUGUGUAUUAUCAGUUCUGUGUGUUUCAAUAACUGAGUUGGUAAGUGAAAUACUAGCAGAAGAAUUGCCUAAUUAUUUAACAUCUGUUACUUGUACGGUCUCUUAAAAGGAGAAAUUUCUCUGUACCAGAGAGUGGAAAUAGAUGUAAAGUGUACUUCAGUUGAUGGUUUUCUUCGUGUGCUAGCAUUUUCCAUGGUACAAAUAAUAAAAAUAGAAACAUGCUUUGGAAUGAUUCGAAGUUAUUAGUACCUUCUGGGAAUUACUUCCCAGGCUAGUUGCUCCUAUACAAACCAGCAUCAAAGUUUUUCUUCACUGUCACAAGAAAAGUUCUGAGUUUUUGGCAUGCAGUUCUUGCUGCCUAUAAAGUAAAAAUAGUGCUUAGAAUAUAAUGUACAUGUUACAAUAUCUGAGGCAGUUGUUUGUUUGUUUGUUUUUUUUUUGGGUUUUUUAAGAAAUGAUUUGUAUCUAGAUAACUGAAACUGAUGAGAAAUAAUUCCCUUCGGGUGCUCUUGCGGCAGGGCUGAACAAACAUUGAAAAGCAUGUCAAAACAUGGUGUUGGAGGAAAGGAAGUGCUGUACUUGGAAGUAUGUGCUCUGUGUGGGUGGAUCUCAAGUGUCAAAGCUACUGUUGCCUUGCUUUGUGGUUCUGUAGGCAGUACAAACUUCUUGUAAGCGAGUAGUAUAGCUAAAACCUCAUAGUAAAGCUACAUGUGUUUGGGAAAAUAGCUCCACAACUUGCUCAUUAUUUCCUGAGAGCUAGGUUAUUCUGGAGGCUGAAGGAAAUUGUGAGCAACUGAUGACUGUGAGAAAAGUAUACUUUAUGAAACUGUAAUAUUGGCUACAAACAGAAGUGAAGAGUAAUUAUAUUUAAGUAUUUGUUAAAAUUUGUGCAAUAUAAUAGCUUGCUUUAUGUAUAGAUGUUUUCAUUACUGUUAACAAGUUAAAGUUGUUCUUAACUCAGUACUGGACAGAUAUAUUCAGAUUUGAUUAAAAAAAAUACCUGCUGAAGUAUUCUGGAAGCUUGCACACUGCGUAUUUGGAAAUGUCAUCUUAACAAGCAGAAGAGAUCAUUCUAUAGUUCCUAAGGAGUGAGACUUGAAGAAAACUAGAAUCAUGUUGUCGAUUUCCCCUAUUCUGUGUUAACUUAAGAAGUGGUGUCAAAAGCAUCUGAAAUAUUUGUUCUUAGCUUGUUGUUUUUUCUUUCUCUAUUUUUCCUUUAUCCAAAGUUGUUAUCCAGGAAAUGGUGUUUUCCUCCCCAGGAUUGUGCUUUAGGACAUAACUAUAAGAAGUGGCAGAUUAUAAAACAGUUGCUAAAUUCUGCAAAGAUGAUUAUAAGAACAUGAUGAACCAAAAAUAGUCUUUCAUAAUAUAGCACUUGUUGUUACACUGCUAGAAUCUGCAACUUAAAGCAGUCUUUGUUUUGGAAGUUUUAUAAGUGAGUGGGGUUGUCUGAACAACUCAAUCCCAUUUUGAUACAUAAAGCAGAAAUACAAACGAAGCUGCUUUCAAGUGUGGACAUGAGUCAUUUGAAAGUGUUUUAAUCUUUAGCUUAUUAGACUGGUUUUCAGAGUUGAAUACACAUUGUAAGUUAUUUCAGUUGUAGCAUGUUUAAACUUCAUUUCUGUGGACAGAAACUGUCUUGGUUCUUUUUCUUGUCGGCAGUACUUGGAUGAGGAGUGCACUUAUAACAUCAGUCAAGAAAAGCAAAGUAGAGAGAGGAACUCAAGUUGUACACUCUUAAAGUAAGACAAGGUGGCUAAAUGAUCUAGCAUUUAAAAAGCAUUUAAAAGGAAUGAGUCUGUGCUGCAGACAUGGCACCAAAGGAGAAGUGUAAUGCUACUUAACCAGAAUGUAAAACCUGUUGUUUUAAAUUGUUUAAAUUGUUUUAAAUUCCUCUGUUCUUAGGGUGUUUUUUUUUUUUUUUAAUUCAUCAAAUUGUGCAGAGAAGACCCAAUGUGAAAUUCAGUGUUGCUGUUCUCAAACGUUUUUGUACUUUUUAUGUAGUACUGAAAUAUUCUUCUGUAUAGAUUUUGGCGGGGUAAAGAUUUGGAAUGUAAUGCAUUUGGUACCUGCUCUGAAAGCCAUGUGUAUUUUGCUGUUUUAACAGCUAAGAAUUCAAAAUAAAAUUCUUUGAUCUCAGUGAGAUUGCCUUUUAACAAUUUGUCUGUGUAGAUUCUAUUUCUUUUUUUUUGCAUGUGUAGGAGAAUAGGACAGGUAGGGACCAAAAGGAGAGCAAGCCAGUAAAGCUUUCCUUUGGAUGAGUACCUAAUUUUGUCAUGGGAAACUGUCAUGAAAGAGCUUGGCAUUUUUAUGAGAUUCUUCUGCAAUUUUAAUUGUGUGAAGUUUGUAUUGGUAUGAGUGGCCACCUAGUUUUCGUCUGUAAAUAUGAUGAAAAGAAGCUAUUGAAAUGGUGGCUUUACUCUUUUGUAUGUCUUAAGUAUUCAGUAAAUUACAUUUGUUAUCAUGGCCUAUAGUAUGACAAUAAAAAGAGGCAGAGAUUAUAA